AACCCUAUUUCUUUAUAUGCAACUCUCCAAGAAUCCGAUCAAACAAACGAGAAAUCGAGAGAAGAAACUCACCGACGAUUUCACCAUGAAGAGAUCUGUAAUCAUGGCUCCUGAAUCUCCGGUUUUUUUCCCACCUCCGCUUGUUUUCUCUCCGACGUCGGUGAAAACGCCGUUGUCUUCUCCUCGUUCGGCGCCACCGAAGCUGACGAUGGUUGCUUGUCCUCCAAGGAAGCCAAGGGAGGCAACGACUACGUCUUCGGGUUCGGAUUCUGAAACGGUGUUGAAACGGAAACGACCGCCGAUGCUUGACUUAACGGCGGCUCCGACGGUUGCAUCGUGGUGUAGUACGACGAGAGAGACGGCGGAGAAAGGAGCGGAGGUUGUUGAAGCUGAGGAAGAUGGAUACUACUCUGUUUAUUGUAAGAGAGGAAGACGCGGACCAAUGGAAGAUCGGUACUUCGCCGCGGUUGAUCGUAAAGACGACGGAGCUGUUAAAAAUGCUUUCUUUGGGGUAUUUGAUGGUCACGGCGGAUCCAAGGCGGCGGAAUUCGCUGCGAUGAAUCUAGGAAACAAUAUCGAGGCCGCGAUGGCAUCGGCAAGAUCAGGAGAAGAAGGUUGCUCAAUGGAGAGAGCGAUCAGAGAAGGUUAUAUCAAAACUGAUGAGGAUUUCUUGAAAGAAGGUUCCAGAGGCGGCGCGUGUUGUGUAACCGCUCUGAUAUCGAAAGGCGAGCUUGCAGUUUCGAAUGCAGGAGACUGCCGGGCUGUUAUUAGUCGCGGUGGAACCGCGGAAGCUCUCACUUCCGAUCAUAAUCCUUCUCAAGCAAAUGAGCUCAAAAGGAUUGAAGCAUUGGGUGGUUAUGUUGACUGCUGCAACGGCGUUUGGAGAAUUCAAGGGACAUUAGCAGUCUCACGAGGAAUUGGAGACCGGUAUCUUAAGGAGUGGGUUAUAGCCGAACCGGAAACCAGAACAUUACGGAUUAAACCGGAGUUCGAAUUCUUGAUCUUAGCAUCUGAUGGCCUGUGGGACAAGGUAACGAACCAAGAGGCGGUCGAUGUGGUUCGACCGUACUGCGUAGGCGUAGAGAAUCCAAAGACACUUUCUGCUUGCAAGAAACUAGCCGAGCUAUCGUUUAAGAGAGGCUCUUUGGAUGAUAUAAGUCUAAUCAUAAUUCAGCUACAACACUUUCUUCCAUGAUUCAUUAACAUAUACUAGUAUUUAGCUAAACUUAAUUAAUUUCAUAAUUAGGUCUUGAUAUAUUGAUAAUUUUGUUCAGUAUUUUUGUAAAUAAAUUAAAGGUUUAGAA
Messenger RNA from Arabidopsis arenosa, 1304 nucleotides. The record is from the annotation of a GenBank genome assembly. Lineage: Eukaryota; Viridiplantae; Streptophyta; Magnoliopsida; Brassicales; Brassicaceae.